This is a messenger RNA of Mytilus trossulus (common blue mussel), 1398 nucleotides long. RefSeq lists its product as uncharacterized. Bases 52 to 1398 code for a protein of 448 amino acids. The record is from RefSeq and is a predicted model, not a curated record. The transcript is spliced from 10 exons. NCBI's taxonomy places the organism in Eukaryota, Metazoa, Mollusca, Bivalvia, Mytilida, Mytilidae.
CUGCCGUCUUUGUCUGGAGAUGUGAUAUGUAACUUUGGUUAUACUUGUGACAUGGUAAGCUGUUGUGUUGAUGUAGAAGAUCUGGGAAGGACAAUGGAAGUGUCAUUGUCUAUAAACCACUGCAACAGGAAAUUAACUUUACAACUGGAAAGACUGUCAGAGGAAAUAUCAUUGGUGGAUUACAAAUGGGGUACUUUGAUAAAGCAUGGUCUAGUUGGUGUGUUGAGAACUGAAAUUGUGGUUUACAACUUAGCAGCCGAAAAUAGUUAUAUGGUGUACUUCAACAUUUUGGUGUGUCUGGAAGCAAACGGUACCUGCUCUGUAAAUGAGGUCAUCCUAGAUGGGAGAAAAAUCGUCAAAGAUGUCUGUGACAGAUCAAAGGAAAACGAAUUUUCUCUGGCUGCUUGGAUUAAACAGAAGGACUUAUCAAAAUCCAUAGAGAGUUUACCAGUUUGGGCAGAGGUUCAACUAAAACAGGAUCUGAAAAUAGAUCAGUUUCUCAGAGAAAACACUUGCAAUCUUAAAAGUUACAAUGAAAAUGAAUGUCAGUCUGCAGAUAUGAAGGUAUAUCCAGUGGACAAAAAUAGUAGUUUUUCAUGCAGUGUAUCAAAGGAUUGUACAAGCGUUGAAUGUUGUGUUAAUCUUCCUGUUUUAAAUAUGUCAAUUAGUACUGUGUUCAGAAUCAAUGAAUGUAGAAACAACUUGAGACUUGAAAUUGACAAUUUAAUUCAUAAUUUUAAAUUGUCAGAAAUUCUAUAUGGUACCCAUUACACCUUUGGAUUACUAGGAAUAGUAAAACUAGAUUACAUCAUAGAUACGCCCACUACUGAUACAUUCAACUUCAAUCUAAAUAUAUCUGUUUGCAUGGAACCAAAUAAUGAUUGUGAAUUUGAGAUUGAGAUCUUCAAAGAUGUGGUUGUUGAUCAGCAAAGUUGUGACCAAGCUCCUGGAUUCUUAGACCCAUCAUUUUCAUUAGAGGACUGGUUAGCUAGAAGAAAUAUGACUAUAGAGAAUAUAACAGAUAUUACAGCCAAUGAUUUGAUGACAGAACUUGGUCUCUCUGAUUACAUGGGGUGGUCAAAUAUUUGUGAUGUCAAUCAGAUGCCUUAUAACGGAUCUGUUUAUGGAUGGAAGAAUGAAUGUACUAAUAUAACAGCACCAUCUAUCAACCUGAAUGACAGUGUUGUGUGCCACAUAACUGAGACAUGUGAUAGAGUUACAUGCUGUGCUGAAAUUACUGUUCUUAAAAGAUACAUCUAUGCCUCUGUCAAUCUCAGAACAUGUGAUUAUUUACUGGACGUAGACCUAGAGGAAAACCACUUUGAAUUCAGCUUGAUCAACUAUAAAUGGGGUAAACAAGAGAGUGUACAGAUUCAUGGAGUGUUACAGCUUGUGUAA